CGAAACUCUCACGGCCGCCAUGAUGCUUGUUUGCCUUCAGUGAGAAAGAGCAGCGGAUCAGAAACAAAGGAAACGCGCACUCGUCUUUGUGAAUUGGUAUGAGCUUACAGUGUUACAGGGAUGCCCAAGGAAAAAUAUGAUCCGCCAGACCCAAGGCGGAUGUACACAAUAAUGUCAAGCGAGGAGGCGGCCAAUGGGAAGAAGUCAUAUUGGGCAGAGCUGGAGAUUGUUGGGAAAGUGAGGAGUUUGAGUUCAUCAUUAUGGUCCCUCACCCACCUCACUGCGCUUCAUAUCAGUGAUAACUCACUGUCACGUAUCCCGCCCGACAUUGCCAAACUACACAACUUGGUGUACCUGGACCUCUCGUCCAAUAAGAUCAGGAGCCUGCCCGCCGAACUAGGCAACAUGGUAUCUCUCAGGGAACUGCUUUUAAAUAACAACCAGUUACGAGUUCUGCCUUUUGAGCUUGGAAAACUCUUUCAGUUACAAACAUUGGGGUUAAAAGGAAACCCUCUUGCACAAGAAAUCAUGAGCCUCUACCAAGAGCCCGAUGGGACACGCCGGCUCCUGAACUACCUGCUGGACAAUCUCGCAGGCACCAAACGCGUAUCAAUAGAACAGCCACCGCCUCGCUCGUGGAUGGCACUGCAGGAGCCAGAUAGGACGCGGCCAGCAGUUCUGUUCUCUGUAAUGUGCUACAACGUGCUGUGUGAUAAAUAUGCAACGCGUCAGCUCUACGGCUAUUGUCCUUCCUGGGCCCUCAACUGGGAAUACAGGAAGAAGGCUAUCAUGCAGGAGAUCCUUAGCUGCGGCGCAGACAUCAUCAGCUUACAGGAAGUGGAAACCGAGCAGUACUACAACUACUUUCUGGUGGAGCUUAAAGAACAGGGUUAUGAAGGAUUCUUUAGCCCCAAGUCGCGAGCCAGAACAAUGUCGGAGUGCGAUCGCAAACAUGUGGACGGCUGCGCUGUCUUCUACAAAACCGAUAAGUUCAGUCUGGUGCAGAAACACACAGUUGAGUUCAAUCAGCUGGCUAUGGCGAACUCGGAGGGAUCAGAGGCCAUGUUAAACAGGGUGAUGACCAAGGACAACAUCGGCGUUGCUGUACUGCUAGAGAUACGGAAAGAGACGAUGGAGCAGUCUGCUGGCAAGCCACUGCAUGGCAUGGAGAAACAGCUCCUACUAGUGGCCAAUGCCCACAUGCACUGGGACCCAGAGUACUCUGAUGUGAAACUAGUGCAGACCAUGAUGUUCCUGUCUGAGGUGAAAAACAUCGUGGACAAAGCCACCCGCAGCCUGAAGCUCUCCUCCGUCUCCGGAGAAACCAACGCCGUCCCCCUCGUCCUGUGCGCUGACCUCAACUCUCUACCUGAUUCAGGUGUGGUGGAGUACCUGAGCACAGGCGGUGUGGACAGCACACACAAAGACUUCAAAGAGCUGCGAUACAUAGACAGCUUGACCAACUUCAACUGUAAUGGAAAGAACGGCACAUCCAGCACCAGGAUCACGCACGGGUUUAAGCUGAAGAGCGCUUAUGAGAACGGCCUGAUGCCUUACACAAACUACACAUAUGACUUUAAGGGCAUCAUCGAUUACAUCUUCUACUCUCAACCGUUGCUCAACGUGCUGGGCGUGCUCGGUCCACUGGAUCCCCACUGGCUCCAUGAGAACAGUAUCACUGGUUGCCCCCAUCCCAACAUUCCCUCCGAUCACUUCUCCCUCUUUGCACAACUGGAGCUACUCCUGCCCUAUCCGCCUGCCGUCAACGGCAUUCACCUGCCUGUCCGCAGGUAGUUCUCCGAGCCAGCAGGGGGAGCUCAACCCUGCGUUUCCUUUUUCUCUCUCUCGCAUCGGAGAAAGAAAAGAUGCAGGGGCCGUUGUGUAUAAAUCCGAAGAGGAGACGAUGGGGUAUCUCAAACUUUUAUUCCCAUGGAUUUUAACCGAAGCAGACGCAAAUGUCAAUCUUAUCUAUACCACCACCCACCUGCUUUAGUUUUCACGUUUUUCCCUCUCUGCGUUUCUGGGCACAAGGUCACGUUGUGUACUUUUUCAGACUGCGUACGAAACCCUAAGGGCCCUGAGCGAUCAUGUAAGUUUUACCUUAAGACAAAAGUCGAAGCUUUUUUUAUAUAAUUACAAGGCAAUAUCUUUGAAACACGUGCAGGGAGUCCAGAAUCAAGUUCAGAUCAUGACACUCAUAAUUUGGCCAGUUUAGAAGAGAGCAGCUUAGUUUGACCGAAACAAAUUUCACCAGCUUAGGAGCAACCCUUUAUCCAAGGGCUUCGUGUAACGAGAGCUGGCCAAACUCUCACACUUGCACUCCGUGGUGCUGUGGCCUCUCUAUGGGCGUCCUGCCUGUUCUCUAGCUGUACACCAGUAAUACCAGCGGGUCACCGUCGCCACCUCGUGGGCCUUGUCCAUCUUAUCAUUUCUAAAGAGUUAGGUCGUGUAACGAUGAUGCUUUAAAAAAAGAGCCAAAAUGGCGUGCGGUUUCAUGUGCCAAUGAGCCCUUAUUGAGAUCUGGUGUGUACAGCUAAGAGAGAAGGAUGAUUCGAAACGGGCAUAUGCCCUGGAGUGCUGGUCCCAGACCUGUUGAGUCAUGUUAAGAGGCGCAGAUAUAGAUAAGCACAUCAUCCCAUGCAUGGACGAAUAAAUGAACGCAUCAAUGUGGCCAGUAGAUUAAUUUUUUUUCUCACUCCCAAUUUGUUUCUUUCAUGAUUGUAUACAAGCAAAAGUCCUAAACUAGUGUAUUUUGUUUCUAUUUUUUUUAUAUGUACACAAUUUGGAUAAAAAAAAUGAUUGUAUUGUAAAUGAAAACAAAAUUUUUAUCCGUUUUAGAUGUUCAUCCUUAUGAGCAUCCAAAGACCAGCGUGUGUAAUAUAAAUUUAUUUUCAGGUUUCUGCUGUGUAAAGUUGCACUUGUCGAGGUUUCUUAUCCCUCCUCCUCCUCCUCCGCAGCCCCCCAGUGUACCGAUAUCAUAUUACUUCCUUUGUUAUUCUACUGAGGCGGAUAUCUAGUGAUGUGGUCCCCGCUUUGAUAUUCGAAAACAUGUGUGCCUCACUGAUUUGUUACUCUUUAAGCGCACUGCCAGUGCUAUCAGUGAAUCAAUCUCUUUGUAUGCGUUCACCAUCGUUUCGUUCGGGUGUUACGUUAUUCUUUUAGCUGCUGUCAUUUUAAGAAAUCCCAUCAUGCUCAUCCCUGUCGACUCAGGCGAUUCACUUUAAUGGUAUAUAUUUCUUUGACUCCUGUGUCAUUUCUGUUCGACCACGGUUAUCUCCUCUUGUGUUGUGCCAUUUAAUGCAUUCAGCCACAAGGCCAAGUGUAAAGCUAGAUUUACUACUGUAAAAUCACUCUGACCUUGUAAAAAAAAACAAAGAAACGCAAGGCCCGAGUGUCAUUUCAGUAAAGUGGUCUCAUUUUAAUUUCGAAGACCGUUUGUUUAUUUUCCCCUCUCUCUCUUUUGAUUUGUCAUGUUUUAAAAAUGAAAUGGAUUGACAAGCACUUAUUGUAGAUCACUGGUGCAGCUACUCAUUGCUUUUUUAAAUGAAAACACGCUUUUGCCGUAAGGCAGGGGUCAAUUUUAAUGACUUUUAUUAAGCAAGAGUAAAUGGGGGGUGAACUGGGGUGGACCAUCUUAUAGUUCUCCAUUUUGGUGUCCCUUUUUUAUUCCACGCAUUGUCUGUCUAUAAAUUUGUUUUUGUUAUUUCUUCUGGUUGUUUUAAUUGAAAGCAACUUGUCUGGUUAUAUUGGAUUGCUGAUGGUGUUGUAGUAAAAAGAUUUUUGUGAAGUGUGAAUAAAUAAUGUAUCACGUUUCCUUUCUUUGAACUGAAUUGUGUUGUUGUGUGUAUUAUGAUGGAUAUCUUAAUAGUUUUGUCGUUUUCGUUUGCUUUUUUGUAAUACUCCAAACCAAAUUUUUUGUAAAAAUGUUGGCACACUGAAUUAUACAUUUAUAUUGUUGCUAACCUUCACGUCGAGAUGAUACUUUUAAGAAAAAAAUACAAAAAUGAAAUCCUAGAGAAGUAGACAGCUGUCGUUUUGUCACCAAACAACAACAAAAUAUCUUUGGAACUUUUGUGGCGUUUCACCGGAGCUGGUUAGUUUAAUGCUUACACAUGUGUUUCGGUUAUGGAAAUCAGACUUUUCUAUCUUUUCUUCUUACCUUCUCUGUGAUUUCUUUCUCUUUGGAAGAAAGUGAGGUUUAGGGUAGGAUGAGAUUAAGGAGUCGUUUACUUGCCUUCCUGUGUUUCUUCUUCAACGGUCACUUUUAAUAAAUUGUGCAUGUUUUGAUAUUGUUGCCAUUGCCAUGUUUAUUUUCUUUAAGUGUAAUGCAAUGGUUUCAGGUGGUGUCUUGUGCACGACAAGCAAAAUUAGCGUAAAGCUCAUCAUCACAGCCAGAAUAUUCAAAACUUGGCAAUAAUGACUUUUGCAACCUGUCCCCCCCAUUUCAGAUCAACUGCGUGCGCAAAUGUUUUUGGCUUAACCAUAGAAAUACUUUGUUUUCUCUUCCUGUUUCAUAGUCUGCUUUUCUCUGUCAAGUAGGGGUAGUAGUACAAUGGUCAGGAUUGUGUUUGAAUCAGCUGAGAGUCAAUGAGUAUUUAGGUAAUGUCACUAAAAUGCACUGGACCAACUCUUGUUUACCAUUUAUGGAAUACCAGCAUAACACUUGCACAAUGUUUUAAAAGAAUGUUGCGUAUAUAUAUAAUUAUAUAUAUCUAUAAGGUAAAAUAAUAGAUAUUUGAGAAAAAUCAAAAAUGGCAGCUGUUUUUAAUUCAACAUUAAGAGUGUUGGGGAUUAUAGCCUGAUGGUAAACAAGGCGUUUUGGCUUUCACUGUUUCUCCAGUUCUCUUGGUUCUCUGAGUAGUGAUGUGUUUAUAACAGGGUCAGCUUGUUUCCUUUACACCUAUGUAUUUUUUCCUACUCAUGGUAAAUAAAUUCUAUAUCUGUUUCA
Messenger RNA from Paramisgurnus dabryanus, 4948 nucleotides. RefSeq names its product CCR4-NOT transcription complex, subunit 6a (gene cnot6a). Lineage: Eukaryota; Metazoa; Chordata; Actinopteri; Cypriniformes; Cobitidae. The record is from RefSeq and is a predicted model, not a curated record. Gene Ontology annotation, molecular function: 3'-5'-RNA exonuclease activity; protein binding.